Molecule: messenger RNA, 1536 nt
Organism: Chrysochloris asiatica (Cape golden mole)
Lineage: Eukaryota; Metazoa; Chordata; Mammalia; Afrosoricida; Chrysochloridae
Gene: DDX52
Product: DEAD (Asp-Glu-Ala-Asp) box polypeptide 52
Exons: 14
Coding region: 1-1536 (511 amino acids)
Biological process (GO): maturation of SSU-rRNA
Molecular function (GO): RNA helicase activity; ATP binding; nucleic acid binding
Source: RefSeq, a predicted model, not a curated record
AUGGACAUGCACGAUCUCUUUCGCCGGCUUGGCGCGGGGGCCAAAUUCGAUGUGAGUCGCUUCUCGGCAGACGCAGCCCGAUUUCAGCUAGGAAAAAGGAAAUAUGACUUUAAUUCUUCAGAGGCACUUCAGGGAAUUGACUUUUUUGGAAACAAGAAGUCUGACCCAGGUGAAUGUGGGGCAUCUAGAACAUACCAAGAGCUCCAAAAUGAAGAGAAAAAAGAAGCAAGACUUACUGAAAGGAAGAGGGAAUGGAACAAGAAAAAGAGAAAGAGGAUGGCUUCAGAAAUUACUUUGCCGGAAGAAGAAACUACAAUACAGUGGAUGUCAUCUAUGGAAGCAAAGAUUGAAGAUAAAAAAGUAAGAGAAGAAAAUAAAUUAACUUCAGGAAAAUUGGAACAUCUCAGAAAGGAAAAGAUCAACUUCUUCCGGAAUAAAAACAAAAUUCAUGUCCAAGGAACUGAUCUUCCUGACCCAAUUGCUACAUUUCAGCAACUUGACCAGGAAUAUAAAAUCAAUUCUCGACUGCUUCAGAAUAUCCUAGGUGCAGGCUUUCAGGUGCCUACAGCAAUCCAAAUGCAGGCCAUUCCAGUUAUGCUACAUGGUCGAGAACUCCUGGCUUCUGCUCCUACUGGAUCUGGAAAGACUCUGGCUUUUAGCAUUCCCAUUUUAAUGCAGCUGAAACAACCCACAAAUAAAGGCUUCAGGGCUCUGAUUAUAUCACCAACAAGAGAACUUGCCAGUCAGAUUCACCGAGAGUUACUAAAAAUCUCUGAAGGAACAGGAUUCAGGAUACACAUGAUUCACAAAGCAGCAGUGGCAGCCAAAAAAUUUGGACCUAAAUCAUCUAAGAAGUUUGAUAUUCUUGUGACCACUCCAAAUCGACUGAUUUAUUUAUUAAAGCAAGAUCCUCCAGGAAUAGACCUAACAAGUGUUGAGUGGCUCAUAGUGGAUGAAUCAGACAAAUUGUUUGAAGAUGGAAAAACUGGGUUCAGAGACCAGCUGGCAUCCAUUUUCCUGGCAUGCACAUCCCACAAGAUCAGGAGAGCUAUGUUCAGUGCCACUUUUGCAUAUGAUGUUGAGCAGUGGUGCAAACUCAACCUGGACAAUGUCAUUACUGUAUCCAUUGGAGCAAGGAAUUCUGCAGUAGAGACGGUAGAACAAGAACUUCUCUUUGUUGGAUCUGAAACUGGAAAACUUCUGGCUAUGCGAGAACUUGUUAAGAAGGAACUGGCAUAUGGUCGAACUGGAAGAGCAGGGCAUAAAGGAAAAGCUGUUACAUUUUUCACUGAAGAUGAUAAACCAUUAUUAAGAAGUGUUGCAAAUGUUAUACAGCAAGCUGGAUGUCCUGUACCAGAUUACAUUAAAAGUUUCAAAAGACUACUAAGCAAAGAAAAGAAAAAAAUGGUUAAGAAGCCAUUGGAAAGAGAGAGCAUUAGUACAACUCCAAAAUGUUUCUCAGAAAAAGUGAAGGAUAAACAGAAAAAGGUCACUGGUCAGAACAAGAAGAAAGUAGCUCUUGAAGACAGUAUUUAA